CGAGGCUCGUGGCAGGUUUUGGCAGGCCUUGUCCUGCCAUCAGGUUUCAGCAGGUUUCCCGCGCACGUGUCAUCUUCCCCGCUGUCAUUGAAAACCCGCCGAACAUCGAUGGCAACUGUGCCCCUGGAGUUCUUUCAGCUGUAUUGAUGACGGAUUCGAUUGCGGGCGCAAUUGGGGCGGCGAGAUGGUCUAACCCGCAUGCGGCUCGCACGAGACAUCAUCGAUAGCGACGCGCUCCUUCCAGCAUCGACACGCUGCGGCCUGAUGUCCUGGCCUUUGUGGUCGAGGGCGACCUGAUGAUCAUUGAAUCCAUUGCCACUUCGGGCGCAAGCCACUUCAGCUCGAGCCAGGUCGGGUCACGCGACGCUAUCCAGACAGGGAGGCUCUUUGCCGGUGGGCGGCGCGGUGCUUUGCGCCGCCUCGCGAGAGAACCAGAUGGCACCUGAGAGGCCAUCGCGCCCGACGAAGCGGGCGAUGCGCGAGGAGACGUGCACGGAGACACCGCCAGGUGGGCCGAGUGGUCUCUUGGUGGAGCGCGGGGGGGAGCCGUACGCAUCGUACGCGAGCUUCAUCGCGGAAGUCCUGAAGCAGGUGCACGCCACCCCUAACUUGCGCAUAUCCAAGAAGGCCAUGGGUAUCUUGGAGUUGUGCGUGGAGGACUCCUUCGAGCGCAUCGCGGAAGCAGCGGCGCAUCUCCACCGCACGGCGAAUGGCGAGGCCAUGACGGCGCAGCACAUUGAGGGUGCUGUGAGGCUCCUCUUGCCCAGGGAGCUCGCUAAGCACGCAGUGGACGAGGGGACCAAGGCUCUAGGCCUGUAACCAAGGCUGUGAUCAAGUACCGUGGAUUCAAUAAGGACCUCCGCCGCUUGAAGCCGAAUGCUCGCGGCAGGAAGCCGUGCUUCAAGAAGCCGAGCGCCGCCUGAGCCGGCACAGGGCUAGUCUGCGACAUCGGUCAGGAAUGAAGGGGGGUG
Messenger RNA from Prorocentrum cordatum, 971 nucleotides. Lineage: Eukaryota; Dinophyceae; Prorocentrales; Prorocentraceae. The record is from the annotation of a GenBank genome assembly.